AUGAGCUACGGAAGCCUUCCAUCCCUACCGCCAUUUUUGGAGUUACCUGGCAAGCCUUACAUUCCAUGGGCGCAAUGGCGCCGGAUGUUCGAGAAUUAUUUGGAUUGCGUGGCGGACGCAACGUUAUCUUCGAAGCGUAAGAAAGCUUUACUGCUACAUGCACUAGGUACGGAAGGCCAACGGAUUUUCUUCACACUCCCGGUACCUCAAGUCACCGCGAGCCCUUCAACUGACAAGAAGGAAGAAGCACGCGAUCCCUACGCAGAAGCUAUAGCCACGUUGGAAGCUCGAUAUGCAGAAACUUUCAACGUCAUCGCAGAACGACGCAAGUUUCGCCAUCGGUCUCAACUUCCCGGUGAGACGAUCGACGAAUUUGUAACAGCAUUAAGAGGCCUUGCUGCAACGUGCAAUUUCGGAAGCACACUUGAAGAGGUUAUCAGAGACCAAUUGGUGGAAAACGCAAGUCUUCCACAAGUUCGUGAACGCCUCAUGAUGGAAGGUUCCAGCCUCACGUUGGAACGAGCACUAACCCUAGCCAGGUUCAUCGAACAAUCGAACAAUGAGGUGCAGCUGAUGCGUGGUGACACGCCAGUUGUCCAGCGACUCACGAAGGCUAAAGGGAAACAACGUAGCAAGCCACCCUCAACUCUGAAAAGGAACUUCGCUGGGAAAGCCUGUUACCGCUGUGGGUCAACUACUCACCUCGCGAAUUCCACUACGUGUCCGGCAAGGGACAAGGAGUGCCGUAGAUGCAAGAAACGUGGACAUUUUGCGUCGGUAUGUCGGUCGGCUGCUGGAUCAACUAAUCAGAUUCAAGUUCAAGAUAGUUUGGGCCAGAAGUUUGGACUUCCAGAUCUUAGCUGCACUACGGUACUGGAGUUAGGACCUCCUCACAAGAACGCAAUUUACAUCACCGUUACAGUCAACAAGAAGGAUAUCAGAUUCGUGGUUGACACCGGUUCUUCAGUCACAAUUUUAUCCAGGGACUUGUACGAAGCGCACUUUGCUGCGGAUUGCAAGUUGGAAGGCACGUCAAUUUCAUUGCACAACUACUCGAAGCAACGAAUACCAGUCCUGGGGUCAUUUUUUGCAUCAGUCACGUACGGAAGCCGCACUUCCCGCUUACUUCUCUACGUCGUUCCUGAAGGCACAGCUCUUCUAGGUCUGGAUGGCCUUGCUGCACUGGGUAUCUCCAUUGAUGGACCAACACUACAGUGCCUUAGGACGUCACUUAACCCUGCAAACCUACAGGAUCUUUUGGAGACCUUUGCGCAUUUAUUCUCGCCAGGACUUGGACUUGCAAAGGAUUACACUCAUCGAGUUAAAACAAGAAAUGACGUCGCACCUGUGAGGGCGAAGCUACGCAGGCUACCGUUUGCACUACGUGAAGAGGUUACCCAGGAAUUGGAUCGCCUCCUCAAGACGGACGUAAUCGAGCCCGUCACAGCAUCCGAAUGGAUAUCACCUAUCGUCGUUGCCCGGAAGAAGGACGGGAAGAUACGCCUCUGCGUGGACCUUCGAGGACCUAACAAAGCAGUCGUCGUAGACGCUUUUCCUCUGCCUACUAUCGAUGAAUUGCUCUACCAACUCGCAGGCGCCAAAGUAUUUUCUAAGCUCGACCUUACGGCAGCUUAUCACCAGGUCCUGUUGGCGCCUGAGAGUCGCGAUCUCACUGCCUUCAUCACUCACAGAGGACUGUACCGCUAUAAGCGAGUCUGUUUCGGCUUGGCUUCAGCUCCGUCGGCUUUUCAAAAAAUGAUGUUUGACCUCUUCAAGGAUUGCCCAGGUGUCAAAUGCUAUCUCGACGACAUUAUCGUUUUCGGAGUGAAUGAGCAAGACCACUUGAAGAAUCUUCAUCGUGUCCUUCAGCUGAUCUCUGAUGCAGGACUCAAACUGAACGACAAAUGUGUCUUCGGAGUGCGAGAACUGACUUUUGUUGGACAUACAGUCAGACCGAACGGCAUUUCUCCUAACCUUUCAAAUCUUCAGGCGAUACAAGAUGCUGCUACCCCGGACGAUAAGAAGACACUCUCUUCGUUUCUGGGAAUGAUGGGUUUGUUGCAGCUUUCUUUGUGUGCAUCGUAA
This is a messenger RNA of Ornithodoros turicata, 2085 nucleotides long. RefSeq lists its product as uncharacterized. NCBI's taxonomy places the organism in Eukaryota, Metazoa, Arthropoda, Arachnida, Ixodida, Argasidae. Gene Ontology annotation, molecular function: zinc ion binding; nucleic acid binding; aspartic-type endopeptidase activity. Gene Ontology annotation, biological process: proteolysis. The record is from RefSeq and is a predicted model, not a curated record. The coding region runs from base 1 to 2085 and encodes 694 amino acids. The transcript has a single exon.